Molecule: messenger RNA, 1828 nt
Organism: Trichoplusia ni (cabbage looper)
Lineage: Eukaryota; Metazoa; Arthropoda; Insecta; Lepidoptera; Noctuidae
Exons: 9
Coding region: 20-1828 (602 amino acids)
Biological process (GO): proteolysis
Molecular function (GO): serine-type endopeptidase activity
Source: RefSeq, a predicted model, not a curated record
CAUUGACAUUAAAUAUAGUAUGCUUAUGAUGAGUUUCAUGACUUUCGCCGUGCGAGAUAGCAUGAAAGUCAAUCAAAAUAUCAAAGAUGCAAUAUUCCAUUUUUGUAAUAAACAUAUUCUUAGCAUUCUUCAUCACUUACACUUAGAUGCAAGUGUUGUUAUUGACAUAGAAGAUACAGUCUACAUUCCAAAUGAAUUCAACAACAGUUUAAUAUCAUUGAUAUUUUUAGGUGACAUAGACGUAGCUACUACAAUACCAAGAAAAGUACAAGACGUAUUAAAGAAAACCAAUAUAUCUGGAGUAAGAGAUAUCCUUAAUAACUCACGGAGAAUUGUUGUGGGAACUGAAGCAUUAAAUAAUAGGCCUUAUAUGGUUUACUUAAAGCUACCAUCAAAUAAUCCAAAAUAUAAAGACUAUCGCCGGUGGCUCUGCGGUGGUGUGAUCAUCCAUGAAGAGUACGUUCUAACAUCUGCUGCCUGCAUCGAAGACGCUAAACAUUUCUACAUCGUUUCGGGGACAUACAGGCACGAUGAAGCUGACGAUCGGUUUACUAAUCCCUGUAUCAAAAAUGGAGCAAAAAAGGCAAUUUGGAAAUGUAUACCUCGAAAUUACGUAUUCGAUGGCCACGAAAACGAUAACAUUCGGUGGAUGAAUAACGACAUCGCCAUCGUUAAGGUUGAGGACGAGUUUGACUUCACCCGGCGCGUGAGAGGCUGUGACUUCGUUCCCCGGCCUAUUUGCUACAAUAACCAGAGUAGUAAGUUGGAAGAACCUGAUAACGCCGCCAGUAUCGCAGGAUGGGGCAGUACAGAUAGAUAUAAUGAUUGGACGAAUCCAGACAGUUCAAAACAAAAUCUACUGGAGACGUCUGUACAAAUUAUAUCGAAAAAUCACUGCAAAAAGCGAUGGGGCCGUCGGUACCACAAUAUUAUAGACAACUACAUGAUAUGUACCAAAGAUAUUGUUCCCGAUCUUACUGAAAUCUGUGCGGAGAAGUACGUUGACUGCACAGAUGUCCAGUAUUCAGGGUCUGAAGAAGACCGGAGAAGAGUCCUUAAUCCAAGUCAGCUAGUCCUUCAUUCCGCAUACCAUAAUGAUUCCAGCAGGAGACAAGGCACCAUCGGUAGUGGAGGUUUCUGUGAGAACGACCACGGCGGGCCACUCGUAUACGGCGAGGGAGCAAACUCCAUGGUCAUUGGAAUUAUUUCUGCCUGCCUCGUGAAAGAGAAUACCAACAAGUGCUAUGGGCCCUUCCUGUACACGAGCGUCUAUAAGAACAGGGUCCUCAUUAACUGUGCUAUUUAUAAAGAGGCAAAGUCUUCCUGCGACAAAUUAUUCAGGUCAAGUAUAACGCACACGGAAACAGUAAUGAGUUGGGCUGAUCAUCCGGACGGCCCGGCUAAGAACGAAGUAACAAAUGAAAAGGAAAGUCAACAACCACAGGAGAAGCAGGAACAACCGGAACCACAGCAACCACAACAAUCACAGCAACCCCAACAGCCGCAACAACCGCAACAACCGCAACAACCGCAGCAAUCAGAGCUAUCAUACCAACCAGAGCAAUUACACCAACCACAUCAGCCACAGCUACCACGGCAAGCAAAAUUGCACCAACCGCAGAAACCGCAACCACGACGGCUGGAGCCAGUUCAAGAACAAGAAGAAGAAUAUAAAAGGCGUCAGUUUGGCGUCAAUCAAACUCUAUUACUCAACGUAUCAUCUCAUUCAAGAUACAAAUCCGAUAACGCACAACAACACAGUGGUAUAGUCGUCAGAUCAUUCGAUGAAACAACAAAGUCAAACAAUCUAAAUAGCACCGCCCAUUGA